AUGUUGAACGACACAUGGACGCACAUAAUCUCCCAAAUCCUGGGCUGGACUUAUUUCAUCCUGUGGUCGCUGUCCUUCUACCCGCAAGUCCUGCACAAUCACCGCCGCCGUUCAACGGAUGGCUUCUCUGUCGACUUUGCAGUGCUUAACAUCCUCGGCUUGACCGCAUACACAAUUUUCAAUGCCUGCUUCCUCUUUUCGCCGGUUGUGCGGGCCCAGUAUACUCAAAGGCAUCCCCAGGGCGCCGAACCGACCGUCCAAUGGAAUGAUUUCGUCUACGCCCUCCAUGGAACCCUGAUUUGUUGUCUGAUUGGCAGCCACUUCCUCUGUGCGAGGUUCUGGAACUUUCAAUCUAAGUCACAACGGGUGAGUAUCUUGGCUCUCGUGAUCAUUGGGGCAUGCGUGGGGGUGGUGGCCUUGGCCAUUCUGUACGUUUGGGUUUCGCCGUCGUGGGAAUGGAUUGACGUGGUCUAUGUGGUCGGCAUGAUCAAGGUGUUCCUAACCGCCGUCAAGUACACUCCCCAGGCCGUAAUGAACUAUUUAAGGAAGUCCACGACAGGGCUUUCCAUUGUCGCGAUCCUGCUUGACCUGGUGGGCGCUGCGCUGUCGUUGAUGCAGCUGGCGCUGGACUCUUCGUUGCAGGCGGACUGGUCGGGGACCACCGGAAAUAUUGCCAAAUUCCUGCUGGGAAACAUGACCGUCCUAUUCGAUUUCAUCUUUAUCUUCCAGCACUUUGUGUUGUAUCUGGAACAACCGGCGGAGAGGAAGCCAGGGCUAUCAGAGCAUGAUCCUCUCCUGGAUAGUAGUAACGCGCCAUAG
Penicillium maclennaniae is the source of this 819-nucleotide messenger RNA. Its product is annotated as putative L-cystine transporter. Gene Ontology annotation, cellular component: vacuolar membrane; fungal-type vacuole. The record is from RefSeq and is a predicted model, not a curated record. The transcript is spliced from 2 exons. Lineage: Eukaryota; Fungi; Ascomycota; Eurotiomycetes; Eurotiales; Aspergillaceae. The coding region runs from base 1 to 819 and encodes 272 amino acids. Gene Ontology annotation, biological process: L-cystine transport. Gene Ontology annotation, molecular function: L-cystine transmembrane transporter activity.